CUAGGGAGCCCCGAGCUGCAGCGGGCCGCUGCCCGGCCGAGCGGAGAGGAGCGCGGCCCCCAGAGGUUGCUGCCCGCCAGUGGACUCCAUGGAAAGCCCUGAGAAGGAGGCCCACAUUCUGGAAGCAGAGAAAAUGUGCAUCAACCCCCAGCCUAGCGCAUCUAGCACUGCACUCCUGGAGGAGGGCACGUGGCAUGCCUGGAUGUCCCUGUCCUGGCGGUGGCAUGGCGGGCCAGAGGCUCCUCUUCUUCACUGCUCUUGCCCUAGAGCUCCUGGGAGGGGCUGGGGCUUCCCAGCCGGCCCUCUGGAGCCGGGGGCCUGCAGCUGCCUGUCGCCUGGACAACAAGGAAAGCGAAUCCUGGGGGGCCUUGCUGAGCGGGGAGAGGCUGGACACCUGGAUCUGCUCCCUCCUGGGCUCCCUCAUGGUGGGGCUCAGUGGGGUCUUCCCACUGCUGGUGAUUCCCUUGGAGAUGGGGACGAUGCUGCGCUCAGAAGCUGGGGCCCGCCGCCUGAAGCAGCUGCUCAGCUUUGCCUUGGGGGGACUUUUGGGCAAUGUAUUUCUCCACCUGCUGCCCGAGGCAUGGGCCUACACAUGCAGUGCCAGCCCUGUGCUGCCCCCUGCAGGUGGUGAGGGCCAGAGCCUGCAGCAGCAACAGCAGCUGGGACUGUGGGUCAUUGCUGGCUUCCUGACCUUUCUGGCAUUGGAGAAGAUGUUCCUGGACAGCAAGGAGAAGGAGGGGACCAGCCAGGCCCCCAGCAAAGACCCCGCUGCUGCUGCCGUGCUCAGUGGAGGCCACUCUCUGGCCCAGCCGGCUGCAGAGCCCGGCGUGAGUGCCGUGGUCCGGACCAUCAAAGUCAGUGGCUAUCUCAACCUGCUGGCCAACACCAUAGACAACUUCACUCACGGGCUGGCUGUAGCUGCCAGCUUCCUUGUGAGCAAGAAGAUUGGGCUCCUGACCACCAUGGCCAUCCUUCUGCACGAGAUCCCCCAUGAGGUGGGCGACUUUGCCAUCCUGCUCCGGGCCGGCUUUGACCGAUGGAGCGCAGCCAAGCUGCAGCUCUCGACGGCACUGGGGGGCCUGCUGGGCGCCUGCUUCGCCAUCUGUACGCAGUCCCCCAAGGGAAAGAGACUGUGGCCUGGAUCCUGCCCUUCACCUCUGGCGGCUUUCUCUACAUCGCCCUGGUGAACGUGCUGCCUGACCUCUUGGAGGAAGAUGACCCGUGGCGCUCCCUGCAGCAGGUGCUGCUGUUGUGCACGGGCAUCGUGGUGAUGGUGCUCUUCUCACUUUUCGUGGAGUGACCAUCCCUGCCACCCCCCACACAGCAAUAAGAGACUCGGAUUCACUCUGUGACCGUGUGUGAGGCAGAGGACGAGUGCCUGAGCGCACCUCUGACCAGAUCAGAGGGUGGUUUGCGUGCAUGCGUGUCUGUGACCGUGACCAGAGAUGUAUGUGAGACCGACACUGUGAUAGCACGCUGGGCCCGGGGCCUGAUCCUGGCGCCUGCCCCCAGCCGCGCUGUGGUCCUGUUACCCCGUCAGCCCGCACUUCCCCCAGUGAGCAGUGAGGAAUAGCAGCCCUGGUCCCAGGUGGAGGCCUCUCUCGGCCAAGAAAGACCAUAGGGGGAGUGAGAACAGCCCCAGGAGCCCAGGGCUUCGGGGAGCCCAAAGCUAUCUCCCUCUGGAGCACUGGGGUUCCCGGCCUUCUACUUAGGCUCCGAGCCCUGGCAGCCUGAGGGCUGAGGGUGGGAAGCCUCUCUGCUGUGUCCCUUGUCCGGGCCCUUCCUUUGCCAGUUCUAAGGCCAAAGAAAGGAGAGGCAGGUGCUCGUGUAGCCCCUCGCCCCACUCAGCACUGACGGUCCUCCCAGCCUGGGAUGGAGCUGGGAGAUGCUUUCCAAGACCUUUUCCUUGUGGCUGCCAGCCCUGGGCCAGCUCCUGUUCCCCUAGUAAAUGCUCCCUGGCAGCGCCAGCAGCUUUCACCACCUCCAGCUGCCAAACAGCAGCCUGCAGGGCAGUAAGCAGCCCUGAGCCACACAGGCCUCCUGGUUCAGCCCAGGGACUCUGGUGCCAGACCAGGGUGCAGAUAGAGAUACCCCAGGGGCAGGAAGAGUGGGCCAUAGCCGCCCCUCCCUGUCCAGGCCCUUUUCCCUGUCCCACUGCGGCUGAGGGUAGAUUGGGGGAGGCGAGGGCUCUGCCUUGUCAGCACUCAGGAAUGUGCUCUGGGAGAAUGCUGAAGCCAUAAUCCCCAGCUAUUUCCCUUGGCGGACACCCAGGUACUCAGCUGGCUCACUCCACAGCCAGGCUCAGCCCUGCUGCUCAACCAUGGACGUUCUGAGAAGCGGCCAUCAAGAGGGUCUGAAUGGGUUUACAGCAGUUUUGCUGUGGGUCCGUUUCUAUCUGUAAAUAUCUAUUCUAUAGACAAUGCAAAUAAAUAUUAUAUACAAA
Messenger RNA from Mustela erminea (ermine), 2443 nucleotides. RefSeq names its product solute carrier family 39 member 13 (gene SLC39A13). Bases 195 to 1187 code for a protein of 330 amino acids. Gene Ontology annotation, cellular component: membrane. The transcript is spliced from 11 exons. NCBI's taxonomy places the organism in Eukaryota, Metazoa, Chordata, Mammalia, Carnivora, Mustelidae. The record is from RefSeq and is a predicted model, not a curated record. Gene Ontology annotation, molecular function: zinc ion transmembrane transporter activity. Gene Ontology annotation, biological process: intracellular zinc ion homeostasis; zinc ion transmembrane transport.